AUGAACUUUUUGUUCCUUGUUCUCGUACAGCUGCAGGGUCUGAAGAAAUGUCCUAGGAACUACUUGCAGGCUUUGAAAGCCAUUCCUAGAACUUUGAGGAUGAUGACAUUGUAUUUUGACGAGCCGGCAUGGGUCUCCCUCGAUGGUUGGCGCAUCAAUGCCAACAAGGCCAGCUCGGCUCGAGCCAUUAAAGGUGGCUUGAACCCCGAGCAAGCCGUGGCUUGGGAGCUGUUUAGCCCCAUCCAGAGGUUCCUCUUUGUUGUCAUGAUAGUUGUCGUGAUAAGUGUCGCUGUUGCAGAGUCAAAGAAAAACUGCCACAUUACGAAGCUAAAGAAAUCUGUGGAACUUAGGGGAAGGGGAAUUGAACUCGGUCAGGUUCAAGGAAGCGAACACACUACCUUCAUUAAUUGGCUGUUUGCACCGACUAUAAUCAUCGAUUUGCCUCGAUUUUGA
Molecule: messenger RNA, 453 nt
Organism: Prunus armeniaca (apricot)
Lineage: Eukaryota; Viridiplantae; Streptophyta; Magnoliopsida; Rosales; Rosaceae
Source: the annotation of a GenBank genome assembly